GUUACUACAGUAACGUUAGAGCAAUGGCAGAAGUGCAAGUGCUAAAUGUAGCUGUCCUGGACAACCCGAGUCCGUUUGGAAACCCGUUUCAAUUCGAAGUAACAUUUGAGUGCAUGGAGGAUCUUCCUGAAGAUCUCGAAUGGAAGAUUAUUUACGUGGGCUCAGCAGAAAGUGAAGAGUACGAUCAAACUCUUGACUCUGUCCUGGUUGGUCCAAUUCCUGCAGGCCGACAUAUGUUUGUGUUUCAGGCGGACGCUCCAAACACUGGCCUAAUACCUGAGAGUGAUGCUGUGGGUGUCACUGUUGUUCUGAUCACAUGCACAUACAGAGGACAGGAGUUUAUACGCAUCGGCUACUAUGUUAACAAUGAGUACACGGACACUGAGCUUCGUGAGAAUCCGCCCCUCAAACCUGACUAUGGACAGCUCCAGAGGAACAUUCUGGCUUCCAACCCACGUGUAACCAGAUUUCACAUCAACUGGGAGGGAUGUGCUGAGAAAAUGGAGGAUUCAGAGAACGUGGACCCUGCACCCAACGCCAUGCUGUCCCCAUCCUGCACACCGGGAAAAGCACCUCCACUCGGCCUGGUGCCGGACAACUCCAUGAACUGUUUGUAGUGACGCAGGCUCCUGUGAAUAAUCCUCACAUCUCAAGGCUCAUCCAUGAGCUCAGGUCAAUCUGGACACUGUGGAGGAGAGGCGGUAUUAUUCAAACACAUCAGGAAAAAAUAAAAAGUUUAUCUAAUUUUGACACAGUUGCCAAAUGUAUUUGAAACAAAUCAGUGGUGUGCAGCAUACGGCAAAUCCUCCAGUAUGCAAUAAACAUGUUUGCUUUUCAGUUUGAAACAUGAAUGGAGAGCUGAUGAGUCAUGAAUCUAAGACAUGAUUUG
Sinocyclocheilus anshuiensis is the source of this 889-nucleotide messenger RNA. RefSeq names its product histone chaperone asf1b-A-like. Gene Ontology annotation, molecular function: histone binding. Gene Ontology annotation, cellular component: nucleus; chromatin. NCBI's taxonomy places the organism in Eukaryota, Metazoa, Chordata, Actinopteri, Cypriniformes, Cyprinidae. Gene Ontology annotation, biological process: DNA replication-dependent chromatin assembly. The record is from RefSeq and is a predicted model, not a curated record. The transcript has 4 exons. Bases 24 to 617 code for a protein of 197 amino acids.